AUGGUGUUUCCUUACAAAGAUAUUGUCUCCAAGGCCUCAGUGGUUCUAAUCACCAGCCUCUGGUUGCUCAGUCUAAGUAUUGAAGCUGCUCCUCCUGUCUAUCUUUUUCAUAUUUGUGGCUCCAACACAACUAUUUACUCUCCUAAUAGCACCUUUAAAUCCAAUCUCAAUCUUCUCCUCUCUAAUCUUUCUUCUAACAAUACACCCAACAACUUGUUUUAUAAUGCAACUACUGGCCGUGGUCCUCCAGGUGCGGCUUAUGGCCUGUUUCUAUGUCGAGGUGAUGUUACCAUUAAUGCCUGCCAUGAUUGUGUAGUGAAUGCCAGUCAAGAGAUAGUCCAAAGAUGUACCACGCACAAAGUGGCCUAUAUUUGGUAUGAUCAGUGCAUGCUACAUUAUGAUAACAGGUCUUUUUUUGGGACCAUGGAAGGAUCACCUAAGGUGUAUAUGUGGAAUACGAAAAAUAUCACAGAACAAGAUCGGUUUACACAGGUGCUGGGAGAUACUAUGGAUGGAUUUGCAACUCGGGCCUUCGAGCGAUCGAUCUUUAAAUGA
Messenger RNA from Ilex paraguariensis (yerba mate), 555 nucleotides. NCBI's taxonomy places the organism in Eukaryota, Viridiplantae, Streptophyta, Magnoliopsida, Aquifoliales, Aquifoliaceae. The record is from the annotation of a GenBank genome assembly.